This is a messenger RNA of Tachysurus vachellii, 5278 nucleotides long. RefSeq names its product contactin-associated protein-like 2. NCBI's taxonomy places the organism in Eukaryota, Metazoa, Chordata, Actinopteri, Siluriformes, Bagridae. The record is from RefSeq and is a predicted model, not a curated record. The transcript has 24 exons. The coding region runs from base 294 to 4295 and encodes 1333 amino acids.
CAUACGGUUAUGGCUUGAGUUCUCGCGUUAAACUUUCACGUUAAGUUCUCACGUUAAACAAUAAGGCGGCGAGACGAAGCGCGAGAUUUGCUGCUUUUUUAUUUUGUUUUACGCGUCGCAUCAUUUCCGAUUGGACGCUGCGCUGUGAUACAGGGAGCAACAUCAGCACCAGCACUUCGCUAGUCAGUGUGUGUGUGUGUGUGCGCGCGCGUGUGUGUGUGUGUGUGAAAGAGGUAUAGGGAGAAAGAGAGAGCGCGCUCACGCGCACACGCAGGACUGUUGGAGUGUGUUGGAUGAUGGAGAGGAGGAACGGGAUGAUGAAGAGGAGGAACGGGAUGAUGGAGAGGAGGAACGGGAACGGGAUGAUGCGCUCGGGAUGCAUCCGGCUUUUCUGGAUCUUCAGCAUCAGCAUCAGUGCUCACGCUGCUGCUCCGUCCACCCAGAAAUGUGAUGAAGCAUUGGCCACGCCCCUUUCCCAAAGUGCCUUCAGCAGCUCAUCGGUGUUCACCACCGGAUACACUCCUGAAUACGCCAAACUGAACAGGAGAGGAGGUGCUGGAGGCUGGUCUCCUCUCGACACUGAUCAUUACCCGUGGCUGCAAGUGGACCUGGGAAGCAGGAAGCAGGUGACUGCCGUCGCCACUCAGGGUCGAUACAGCAGCUCGGACUGGACCACACGUUACCGUCUGCUCUACAGCGACACGGGCAGCAACUGGAAACCCUACCAUCAAGAUGGAAACAUCUGGGCAUUUACAGGAAACUCCAAUACGGAGAGUGUGGUGCGUUACGACCUUCAGCAUGUUAUAGUGGCUCGAUUUCUACGCUUCAUCCCUCUGGACUGGAGUGAAGAAGGUCGGAUAGGCCUGAGGAUAGAGAUCUAUGGCUGCAUGUACUGGGCCGAUGUGAUUAACUUUGACGGCCAGGGUGUGAUCUCCUACCGUUUCAAGAUGAAGAAGAUGAAGAUCCUAAAGGACGUGAUAGCACUGAAGUUUAAGACGGCUGAAAGUGAUGGGGUGAUCCUGCAUGGCGAAGGUCAGCAGGGUGAUUACAUCACGCUGGAGCUGAGGAGAGGAAAACUGGUGCUCCAGAUAAACCUCGGCAGCAACCAGUAUGGCUCCAUCCUGGGUCACACAUCGGUGAGCAGCGGUAGCCUGCUGGAUGACCAUCACUGGCACUCGGUGGUGAUCGAGCGUCACAGGAGAAACGUUAACUUCACCCUGGAUCAGAACAUGCAGCACUUUCGCACCAACGGCGAGUUUGAUCACCUCGACCUUGAUUACGAGUUAAGUUUUGGAGGGAUGCCGUACUCAGGAAAACUCAUCUCAGGAGGACGGAAAAAUUUCAAAGGCUGUAUGGAGAGCAUCAACUAUAAUGGUGAAAACAUCACAGACCUGGCUAGAAGGAAGAAAGUAGACACGUCCAGCUUUCGUAAUUUGACAUUCUCCUGUGUGGAAUCUCACACCUUUCCGGUUUCCUUCAACGCCACGAGUUUCCUGCAGCUGCCUGGUAGAACGGAGAACAACAUGGUGUCUGUGAGCUUCCAGUUUCGCACGUGGAACUCUAAUGGCCUGCUGGUGUUCAGCGCGCUGGCUGACGGUAUGCUGGAGCUCACUCUGAAAGACGGAAAAGUCACGGCGCACGUCAGCAGCCAGCAGCAGAAGAACCUGGGUGUAGACAUGACCUCAGGGUCGGGUCUGAACGAUGGAGAAUGGCACGAUGUUCGCUUCGUGGCCAAAGACUACUUUGCCAUGCUGUCUGUAGACGGAGAUGAAGCCUCCGCUGUGAAGACCAACACACCCUUUCAGAUCACCACUGGAGGAACGUACCACUUCGGAGGUUAUUUCCUGCAGACUCAGGCGUCUCCAUCGCAGCGCUCGUUUCAGGGUUGCAUGCAGCUCAUCCACGUGGACGAUCAGCUAGCCGACCUUGCGGCCGUGGAGCAGGGCAUGCUGGGAGCAUUUGAGAACGUCAGCUUGGAUACGUGUGCAAUCAUGGACAGAUGUUUGCCUAAUCUCUGUGAGCAUGGAGGAAGGUGUUCUCAGACCUGGGACAGUUUCAGCUGCUCAUGUGACGGCACUGGAUACACCGGAGCCACCUGUCACACAUCUGUCUAUGAGCAGUCAUGUGAGGCUUAUAAACACAUAGGGAAAUCUUCAGAUGUCUACUGGGUCGAUCCUGAUGGCAGCGGACCUCUAGGGCCCUUCAGAGUCAUUUGCAAAAUGACGGAGGAUAAGGUGUGGACGACGGUAUUGAACAACCUGCCUCCUCAGACAGCCGUAUCAGGUUCGAGCAGGGAAAAACGCACCGUGCUGCAGCUGAACUACAGCGCCACCGUGGAACAGAUCAGCGCCAUCACAGACGUCGCCGAGCACUGCGAGCAACACAUCACCUACACCUGCCGCUCAUCACGCCUACUCAACACUCCAGGCGGGACUCCGUACACCUGGUGGGUUGGCAGAGGGAGUGAAAAACACUUCUAUUGGGGUGGCUCUGCGCCGGGGGUCCAGAAAUGUUCCUGUGGCAUCGAGCACAACUGCAUCGACCCCAAACACCAUUGCAACUGCGACGCAGAUCAGAAACAGUGGAGAGAAGAUUCAGGGCUUCUGGUAUAUAAGGAUCACUUACCAGUGAGCGAGGUAGCGGUAGGUGACACAAAUCGACCCGGAUCAGAUGCCAAGCUCACGGUGGGACCUCUGCACUGUCAUGGAGACCGAAGUUACUGGAACGCCGCUUCCUUCAACACCCCAUCGUCCUACUUGCACUUCUCCACUUUUCGAGCUGAAACAACGGCCGAUAUCUCCUUUUACUUCAAGACCUCUGCACCUCACGGGGUUUUCCUGGAGAAUCUGGGCAGCACUGAUUUUAUCCGACUGGAGCUGAAAUCACCCAAUGUUGUUACCUUCUCCUUCGACGUGGGGAACGGACCGGUGGAGCUGAACGUUCACUCACCCGUGCCGUUAAACGACGACCAGUGGCAUCGAGUCAGCGCCGAGAGAAACGUCAAAGAGGCCGUGCUUCAGCUGGAUCAGCAACACAGACAGGUUCGAGCUGCACCUGCUCAGGGACAUACACGCCUGGAGCUCUACAGCCAGCUGUAUGUGGGAACAGCAGGAGGACAGAGAGGCUUCCUGGGAUGCAUCCGCUCCCUGAAGAUGAACGGCGUGACCCUCGACCUGGAGGAAAGAGCAGAAGUCACUCCCGGAGUGAAACCCGGAUGCUCGGGUCACUGCACCAGUUUCGGGAUGUACUGUCGCAACGGAGGGAAGUGUGUAGAGAAGUACAACGGCUACUCGUGUGACUGCAGCGACACGGCUUACGACGGACCCUUCUGCACUAAAGACGUGGGAGCUUUCUUCGAGGCAGGAACGCUGGUCCGUUAUAACCUGGUCCCGGAAGUGAGUUCUAGCAUGGACGGAAAGGAUUCGAGCCAGUCGCUGUCCACAGACUUAAACCUGACCCGAGAGGACGUGAGCUUCAGCUUCAGCACAUCCAGCACUCCCAGCAUCCUCCUGUAUGUCAGCUCGAGGAGCCAAGACUACAUGGCUGUGGUGCUGCGACGUAACGGUUCUCUCCAGCUACGAUAUAACCUUGGUGGUCUGCUCGAGCCCUUCGCUGUCGAUCUGGAUCAGCGCAAUUUGGCCAACGGACAGCCGCACAGCGUCAAUAUCACUAGAACAGAAAGAGAAAUCCAUGUCCAGCUGGACCACUACCCUUUGGUCAUUUACACCCUACCUGAAGCCUCAGACAUUCAGUUCAACUUGGUCAAAUCUCUCUUCCUAGGAAAAGUCUUUGAAACCGGCCCCAUCGACCCAGUGCUGAUAGAGAAGUAUAACACUCCUGGCUUCAUAGGCUGUCUCUCUAGAGUGCAAUUUAACAGCAUCGCUCCUCUGAAGGCAGCUCUUCGUUCUUGGCACUCUGUUUCCAUCUCGCACGAGGGUAAACUGGUCGAGUCCAACUGUGGAGCGUCGCCGCUCACUGUCUCACCGAUGUCCACUAACACUGACCCCUGGCACCUGAAUGCGGGUGCUGAUUUCCCGUUCAAUGAGGAGAGAGUUGUGCCAGACGGGGUGAACAGGAAUUCAGCAGUAAUUGGUGGCAUCAUUGCUGUGGUGAUCUUCACCAUCCUGUGCACUCUGGUGUUCCUGAUACGCUACAUGUUCCGCCACAAGGGAACGUACCACACCAACGAGUCCAAAGGAGAAGAACGAUUCGAAUCUGCUGAUACAGCCAUCAUCAGCGCAGAACCCAAUUUUACAGAGACCAUCGAAGAAAACAAGAAGGAGUGGUUCAUCUAAAGCACCUCUGAUGAAGCACAUACAAACUGUUUGAGACUCUGACUGAGGAUUGGGAACAAUUAAAACCCCCUUCCUUUGCAACGAUUUUUGUUUCUUCUCCUUUCUUUUUCUGGAUCCCUUUUUCUCUGUAUGUUUCUUUGUUCCUCUUUCUCCGUCUAUCCUCCGUCUGCCAGCAGAUCAUCGAGGCAGAUUCAGCAAGUGCUUUAUGAUGGUCUCUUCUUUUCUGGCCACACAUGAAGCUGUGUGGUCGUAAAGGAGCUGAUGGAUGAGACUGAGAACGAGGACUAGAGUGACUUGGUGGACUCUGGCCUGGCUUUCUGUAGUUUCUGUGCUCAAGAGAAGAAUACAAAGACCAAGUCAUGGAAGGGUGAUAAAUGUAUAUCCUUUGUGCAGGAAGUGCAGAUCUCCAAAGCUCAUACUUUGGAAAUUCAGUAGUUCUGAUGACAGGGUAGCCAUGUCAAAGGCCAGGGAUUUAACAUCCAAGACCUCACAUGUAUCGCUGGUGCCUGAGUCCUUUGAAAUGGAGCCUUCAAGUUCACACUAAUCUAUCAAGAAAGAGAGAGAAUUUCUGAAAGUCUGAAGUAAAACAUGAUUAGCUAUAUUGGCCAGAUGAUGAACUUCACAGUGACAUGAUGAUGCUGUAACCCUGGCUGGUCAGAGUGUUUUGUCCCAGCACUCAUCGCAGAGUGCAGUUUCAUAAAAAAUGCUGUGCAUUUGUUAAACACAAUAACUUUACAAUAUGGUUCUUUUGUGUUCUUUUGUAAUUAGCAUGUACAAGGCUAUAAUGGUACAGGUAUGCAAUGGUAUGAUGAUGUACUCUAUGUCUAUAAUUAUUGUAUUGGUCCAGACUGUAAUUUGUAGACAAUUCUUGCUGUUCAUUUCAAUAAACCCACAAUUAAAAUGGCUUACUUGGAUCCAGACUUGUUUAGCAGCACCUGCUGAACAAAAACCAGAGAAUGCAAGAUGUUCAGUCUAACCAUAUU